This is a messenger RNA of Strongyloides ratti, 2691 nucleotides long. RefSeq lists its product as hypothetical. The transcript has 3 exons. Lineage: Eukaryota; Metazoa; Nematoda; Chromadorea; Rhabditida; Strongyloididae. The record is from RefSeq and is a predicted model, not a curated record. Bases 1 to 2691 code for a protein of 896 amino acids.
AUGACAUUACUAACAUUACAAUCCCACUUAGGUUUCCUCAACAAUGUUCUUCUUCUAGGAAAAGAAUAUGAAGAUUUUGGAUGUUCUCCAAAAAGUAUCCAAUGUUAUGUAAGUAGAGUUGAUGAAAAAAGUGGAAAUAUUUGGUUAAAACCCAUUAAGACAAUUGGUCUUAAGAAUGAACUUGAUAAAUUAUGUCAGUCAUUUUUAAAAGAUAUUGAUAACAAAGAACUUUUGGAUGAUUAUACUAUUUCUAAUGUUGGAUUGUGUGUAACACCAACAGGAGAAUUAAUUGGAAGAGGUAAAUUAAUUGGCAUGGAUAAAAAAGGAUGUUCUAUCAUUCAAUGCAUAGAUGAUGGUGUAAUAUAUGGCAAUGUAGAUAAAUCAUGUAUUUAUAAAUUAGAUCGUUCUAUGGUUGAGAAUAAUUUUGCAUUUCCAUUGUGUUUUAUUGCCAAAAGCCUUCCAACUUUUUAUCUUAAUAAAUAUAGAUUGUUAGGAGUAACUGAUAUUCAUCCUGGUGAUUUUGUAAACGUCAAUAUAGUUAAUGUUACUGGAACAAUAGUCCAUGCUAUUUUUUCUUCGUGUACCAAAAUGAUUACCUCAAUUAAAUACGACUACAUUGGAUUGGAUGCUUUUGGAGGGGAGAAUUCUCAAUGGAGUAAAUUUUGUGAGAGUAGCAAAUUUGAUCUAACCUACAAGGAUGAUUGUCAAAUUAAUAGAUACCAUGAAAUUACUGACGCAAACACUGACGGUUAUGUUGUUGGUAUUCCUGAUGAAGAGACUAUUUAUGUAAGAUCUGUUUCUUUGAGCAUAGCAUAUUGUCACUUUCUUGAUGCUUUGACGAGUUCUUAUUCAGUAGGAGAAUUUAACAAAUUACUUUAUGUUAAUAAGGUUGUUUCUGAUGAUGUUGGAAAAACAUUUGUUUUCUUUGACUCUGUAACAGUAAAGUUUUAUCGUGUUGAAAUAACAGGUGUUGGUUUUGGGAAAUUUUCUUGUUAUUGUAUUGAUCAACCAAGUCUACUUUUUUUGGAUGUAGAAAAUAAACCUGAUAUUUUAUGGAAACUCACUAAUACUUUUUCUUUACCUAAAUUUUAUUGUAAAGUAAAAUUGGGUAAUUUUAAAAAUCGAAGUUCUUUAAUGAGUAAAAAUGAAAUUUCCUUACGUAGAAUUUCUACUUUAAAAAAUUUAUUUAAAGAGAAUAAUCUUGUAACAGUCGAGCGUCGUACAGGUAGAAAAUUUCUUACUGUAAGACAUGAAGGAUUGGAUUUGGUUGAAAGAUACAAAGAUUUGAUGCUUAGCAAUUAUCACGAUAACAUGGAUGUAGUAACUAACACACUCGGUACAUUUAAAGAACCAUCAUUACGAAAGAAGGGCACUUUUGCUUCAUCUAUGAAUGCUUCAUUUAAAGGAAAGGGAAAUACUUUGGGACAGUCACUAAAAGCUCAGUGUUCAAUGAAAAUUUCUCCAAAUGUUCCAGAAAAAUUGGAAGAAAUGGAAGGUAAUAAACUUUUUGCAUUUGGCUCUUUUAAAAUUAAAAAAAGUGUUACUGAAGAUUCUACAGAUGAUUUAUUACCAGACUAUAUGAGUGAUGAACUUGUAAAUGAGUUAUGUGAACAGUUUGAUUGGGGUUUCGGCUAUGGAACUUCUCAAAAAUCCAGAGAAGAAAUUGAUUUACCUGUAACUGAAUUUCUUAAGUUGAAUAUCAAUUACGACGACAAAAUUCAAAAAGAAAAAGAAGAAUCCCCUGUAUUAUGUAAUGAAGAGUGGAGUCGAUCGAAUAGUAGUCUUUCUAAUUUAACAAAUACAAGCAGCAAAGAAAAUUCAAAGAAUUGUCGUGCUGUAAGGUUCAAAGGCAUUCCUUUUAAUGAUUCUCAAGAUGCUAAAAAUAAGGAAUCUAGUAAUGAAAGUAUUGAGAAAAAAACGUCGGAUAUGAGUGAUUGUGAUAGUGGAGUUUCUAAUAGUGGCACAUCUUCAAUUGAAAACAUUAGCCGACUUGAAAGGAAUGCUUCAAAUAAUUAUCUAAAAAGGAAACUAAAAUCUACAAAGCCUUAUGCUGUAGUCGAUAUUUACAGUGCCGAUGAAAUUCGUAUUUUUAAUGACGUAUCAUUAAAUAUGUAUCGAAAGAUUCGUGAUGCUUUGAUGAAACUUGAUGAUAAUCAAUUAGAAAAAGUGGAACUUGAUAAACUAAUGCCUGACACUAUGUAUAUACUAAAAUAUAAGAAUGAACGAUAUAGAGUAUAUGUAAAGGAUAAUUACAUGAAUGAAGGUGAUGAUUCAGACUCUGAUCAAUCUUAUACUUCUUCCAAUAAUCAUGAAUAUACUAAAAAUGCAGAUAUUAUUUUUGUGGAUCAGGAUACAAAACGGAAGUUUACUUUUAAAAGUAAUGAUGAUGUUGAAAUAUACAAAAGUCCAAAUGAAAUUAAAAAAUUCCCACUUGUUCCAUCGGAAGUAGUUUGUUUAGCAGGUGAACAUAGAAAUGAUUUAAAACUUCGUGACUAUAUUUGUACUCCACAAGCAACUGAAUAUUUAAGACAAUUGUUACCUCCAUUUGAACUUAAAGCAAAUGCUAAUAUUAAGUUUAGUUCAACUGACAUUGCUGGAAAAAAAACUAUAAGUAUAAGAAAUCUACAAGGGAAAAGUUUAUCUCCAUUAUUUUCAGCAUUUUGCCAAAAAUUAGCUGCAAAUAAAAAAUAA